Molecule: messenger RNA, 2679 nt
Organism: Pygocentrus nattereri (red-bellied piranha)
Lineage: Eukaryota; Metazoa; Chordata; Actinopteri; Characiformes; Serrasalmidae
Gene: faima
Product: Fas apoptotic inhibitory molecule a
Exons: 5
Coding region: 235-777 (180 amino acids)
Biological process (GO): positive regulation of neurogenesis; negative regulation of extrinsic apoptotic signaling pathway via death domain receptors; canonical NF-kappaB signal transduction
Source: RefSeq, a predicted model, not a curated record
GUGAGAAACUUCAGCGUUAGCUAACGCUGCCUUAGCUCACUGCUUUCUGCUAACUUGGCUAAGAUUCAGCUAACCAGCUUAUGGAGUUCACAGCAAGUCGGCCAAAACCUCUGGGUAGUUAGCUAACUAACUUGAUAGCUAUAUAAUAAUUUCUCACACGAAUUAAAGUGACUUUCAACGAUUUACGAGUAUUUGAGUUUCUUAUUUAGGGUCCAGGGAUCUUGCCACAGGACCAUGUCUGGUGACCUAGUCGGUGUUUGGGAGGUGGCCCUGAGUGAUGGCGUCCACAGGAUUGAAUUUGAACACGGCACAACCACGGGAAAAAGGAUCAUCUGCGUAGAUGGAAAGGAAGUUCUCAGGAGAGACUGGAUGUUCAAACUGGUUGGCAAAGAGAGCUUUAAUGUGGGCAGCUCAGAAACGAAGGCCACCAUUAACAUUGAUGCUGUGAGCGGCUUUGCCUAUGAGUACACUUUGGAGAUCAAUGGAAAAAGCUUGAAGAAGUAUAUGGAGAACCGUUCCAAGGUGACAAGCACCUGGCUGCUCAACCUAGAUGGCAUAGACUGCAGAGUGGUCCUGGAGAAAGAUACAAUGGACAUUUGGUGCAAUGGACAGAAAAUGGAGACAGCUGGGGAGUUCGUAGAUGACGGCACGGAGACUCAUUUCACUCUGGGUGACCACGACUGCUGCAUUAAGGCUGUGAGCAGUGGGAGGAGGAGAGACGGCAUCAUCCACACGCUCCUGGUGGACGGCACUGAAAUGUCAGAGGCUGUUGAGUGAAAAGCUGUGUUGGUGGAAGUUGCCAUUUUAAUCUGAUCUCAGGUCAGUCUUGUAGUUGCUGGCCCUGGCCCUGAUUCAGCAUAAAAGGGCAACUUCUAACAACUCGUGUGUGUGUGUGUGUGUGUGUGAGGUUGGGGAAUAGUACGAGUCAAGAGAUGUUUGUGUAGAUGUGUGUCUUUGUGCAUUACAUUAAUGCCAUGGAUUAUGGUGUCCAACUACCAGUCAUAGAGCCAACAUAACUGAGUACGUUGCCAUUGGCAUCAGCGUAAAUAGGCCUGGUGUUAACUUCCUGUCAAGCAUUAAUCAGAGACAGUAAACCAGGCCAAGACUGACAUUUCAUAGAGCACAUGAUGUUUACCACUAACUACUAUCAAUAUGGGUUUUCUCUGUAAUGUUUCACUAGUAGUUCACCAGCAAUGAAAUAAGGUGUAGAAAUAAUAGUUUGGUAAAUAUAUAAUGUCAAUGAUAUUGAUGUCAGAUAUUGCUUUCUUAGUCUGAUUUACACUGAACAUGAACUCAUGUUACUGUAAAAGCAUACAGUGUGUGCCAGCUUUGUUUCUUAUUUAGAUAUGUUGAUGUAGAAAAUAAGGAACUUGAUCUCCACAUUGAUUUGGAGGUUGAGAAAUUUCCCCACCCUGUAAAGUGUUUCAUUUUCACUUUGAACUCAAGCUUUCAGAGAGAAAAACAACAGACAAAAUGGGAGUUUGUCCACACUGCUGCAUACACUGACAUUGUAUAGACUGUAAAAUGCUUAAACAGUUUAUCUGUAUAUGUGCGAUGACACCAUCAUCGUGUCUUCAGAACUAAGAAGUGGUUUAGUUAGGAGUAAAAUGUGCAGUAUAGAUGUUUACAGAUUUUUAGAGAAUUGUAUAAGUACCCUUAAAGGUUUUUUAGCUCCACCAGCCGCCUCCUGAGGGCAAGGAUUUAUGGCAAUAACAUUCCUAUGGAAGUGCACUUUUUUGUUUUACUAUCAUUUCUACUUACAGAUGGAAGGUCCAAUAUGUUCUAAGAUAGGGUACGUUUUAUGUUACAUUCUUUUUAUUUUACAUUUACUAACAUAUACAUUUAGUAAAAGCAAAAAAAAUCCCCUCAUGCAUUAAAAGAUGCCAGCAUCAGCUUGCACAUGGUCAUGGCUGUUUUGAGUAAGAUUCAAGGCUCCAUGUAGCUGACAUGGCUAAACAUCUUUGUGGUUGACAAUAUUGAGUCUGAAUACAUAUUUACUUAAUUUAACUUUAUCACUACUUCUUCAGUCCAAACUUAAACCACCAUUGUUUUCUUAAUUCUUUUAGACGUAGCCGUUGUGUUGUGUUUGCAGCAUCUUGUUAUGCCCUUUCUGCAACUCCGUAUGCUCUGUAUUUUCCACAAAUAAACAGGCUCAUGAUGUUCUUCUCAAGGCACUUGGCAUUACAUUUUAGGGCGUAUUAUUGCAUCCUCCUGGGCUGGCAUGCAGAUGUGAAUGUUUUCAAAUAAUUUUUGCAGGGUUGGGUGGACAGAUACAUUUUUGAAAAAGUUGAUGCUGUUGUGGGUGGGUUUUUUUUCCCCUUUAAACAGGGGAGGCUGAGGUUGUAUUGCAUUGUUGAGUGCCUAUCUACACCAAAGUAAUCCAAAAAAGGGCCAGUUAGACAUAAAUACAGGAAUUCUAUUUUCUUCCCAUAUAUGAAUUACAGGAAGGCUCCUUUCCUGAGUACUUUUCCUAAAUUAAAUAGAAAAAAUUUAACACCAAUCUCUGAUGUUAAUAUUGUACCUCUCAGUAUUUUAUUGUAGAAAGCCCCUUUCACAUUAUAUUCUUGUACUUAAAGUCAUGUACAGUAUGUGUACUAUAUGUUUCUGUAUUUUGUUGUGUUGGCUGACAAUGCCAAUGUUGCAUUUGUGUUACCAGAUUAAAUCUCUAAAUCUGCUGAA